Molecule: messenger RNA, 1392 nt
Organism: Gamsiella multidivaricata
Lineage: Eukaryota; Fungi; Mortierellomycota; Mortierellomycetes; Mortierellales; Mortierellaceae
Product: cyclin-like protein
Exons: 9
Coding region: 108-1253 (381 amino acids)
Biological process (GO): regulation of transcription by RNA polymerase II; positive regulation of DNA-templated transcription, elongation
Cellular component (GO): nucleus; cyclin/CDK positive transcription elongation factor complex
Molecular function (GO): cyclin-dependent protein serine/threonine kinase activator activity
Source: RefSeq, a predicted model, not a curated record
UGUCCUUGUCUCCACUCAACCUGAUCACCACAACGAACUCAGUGUCGAUCACAUUCCACACGCUGUUGACCCUCUCCGACAAGACUGGACUUGGACUGGAACAACCAAUGUACUCGCCUAGUCGUCCGACUUCCACCAGCCCAAGCACGCCGUCUUCGGGACCCUCACGCGGACACACUCUGUCCCAACCACAGCAGCACCAAGUACAGGCUGCCAUCCCAACCCCUAGCGCCAACAUGCCAGAGCCUGUCGCACAACUCGGGUCCCAACUUUCAGACAUACAGCAGCAGUCAUUACAGCAACCGUCGCAGUCUGUACCUAUACUCAAUUCUAUCAAUCGCGUCUCACGGACGUAUUACAGCAAACAGGACCAGGUCACCAUAUAUGUCGCUCGUCACCCUGGCAUCAGUCUACAUCGGCAGACAGACAUGAGGAGAGAGUUAUGUGAAGUCAUUGCAGCUAUCGGCAAGCGGAUUGGAUUUCCUCAGCACACCAUCAGCACAGCACAACUUUUACUUCAUCGCUUCUACAUGUUCAACUCUGUACCGGAUGCAGGAAGCGAGGUCGUGAUGGCAUGCCUUUUUGUCUCAUCCAAGGUCGAAGACACGAUCAAGAAGCUGAAAGAUAUCAUGAUGGUGAACUACAGCUAUCGACAUCCACAUGCGACGGACUGGGACCCUGAAAGCAAAGAAGGGGAGGAGCAACGGAAGCGGGUUCUUUCAUACGAGAAAAUGGUUCUAGAAUCGAUCUGUUUUGAUUUUCGCAUCAUCCACCCAUACAAAUAUAUCAUCAAGUUUGUCAGAAUUAUGAAUGGUUCGCAACGUUUGGCACGGCAUGCAUGGGACAUUGCACGGGAUAGCUACAAGAUAGGAGUCUGUCUUGAAUAUCCACCCCACACAAUAGCUGCAGGGUCAAUCUAUCUGGCCUCGAAGCUAAUUGACGAACCAUUCCCAGACCUUGUGCGAGGUGAACCAUGGAUGAAAACCUUCAGGACACGGUCGAUUGAUGUUGAGGACUAUAGUCAUCAGAUGCUGGACCUUCUUUCUAUAGGGCGGUCGGAUGCGCAACGACAACAAUACGAUAGGAUUCAUAUCACGCUCAAUGAUGCGCGUCAACUGGACAUCGAGCAUCAGCAACCAAAACUCAAGAGGGCCCGGAUGGAUUUUUCCCGGCCCACGGGUGUGCAGGCAGAGCUGGAGAGGAUACAGGAUGGAGGAGCAUCGAAUCCAACUGUUCGAUAUAGCCAAUCCUAGUUCAAAUAAACGGACAAGGCAUUAUGAAGAGCGAUUUUAUGAACCGCGAAAGAACGUGUCGGACAAAGGUGCCAUUCCCCGCGGCGUCUUUCCCCUCGGCUCAUUCUUCAGCUCUUUCCUCUGGCCUAUUACUCUGACC